AUGGAAAUCUUGCAGCUUCCGCUCUCGCAGCACUUCACCAACACCCGCCUGGAGCAGGCAUACCGGCAGUACAUCGGCACCAUCCAGCUCGGCAACGAUGUGGCGAUGACGCGACUUAUGAUGGCGUAUCAAGCCGUGGCAACCUACAAGACGCUGAAGGAGGCUCAUGAAAUGGACUGGAUGACGAUGUUGAUGAUCUGCAACUUUGCUGUGCUGGGAGCUACCCUGCUGCUGCCCUCAGUCUGGCCGGGGUUGUGGCGGCGGUGGAGGGACGCCAUCAUGCCGCCCUUCCUCGUUUCGCACACGGUCGCCCUGCACAUCUUCCUGGGCACAGAUGUGUUGGCGGUGCAGGCGCUGGUGCUCCAGAGGAGCCUCACCAGCAGGCUCAUCCCGGCUCAGGCCAUCGGGUACAUGGUGUUGGCCUCGUACAACUGGCACCAGGGCCAUGUGGAGACGCUGGCGCUCUACACGCUGCACACUGUGCUGGGUUUGAUCUUACCCUGCAUCAUCGUCUGGCAAGCAGAGUACAAGGCUCGGUACUCCUUCCUGCGAGAGGUGGGCACAGAUGUGUUGGCGGUGCAGGCGCUGGUGCUCCAGAGGAGCCUCACCAGCAGGCUCAUCCCGGCUCAGGCCAUCGGGUACAUGGUGUUGGCCUCGUACAACUGGCACCAGGGCCAUGUGGAGACGCUGGCGCUCUACACGCUGCACACUGUGCUGGGUUUGAUCUUACCCUGCAUCAUCGUCUGGCAAGCAGAGUACAAGGCUCGGUACUCCUUCCUGCGAGAGGCUGCCAAAGCGCGGCCGAUCAGACUGCCACCCCUCACACUCCUGGCACGGUUGAGCUGCCUGUGGCUGCUCCCUGUCUUCAUGCUCGAGGGCCUCACAGGACCCAUGUUCAUCUGUCGUUCCAUGCUGAAGACGGGAUACUCAUGGUGGGCCAUCUAUUCGCUCAUGCUGGCCUGGUCUGGAGCGAUGGUUGUGUAUAAUGCCUACUUCUACAUCCUGGCCUGA
This is a messenger RNA of Auxenochlorella protothecoides, 1011 nucleotides long. RefSeq lists its product as hypothetical. Lineage: Eukaryota; Viridiplantae; Chlorophyta; Trebouxiophyceae; Chlorellales; Chlorellaceae. The transcript has 10 exons. Bases 1 to 1011 code for a protein of 336 amino acids. The record is from RefSeq and is a predicted model, not a curated record.